Messenger RNA from Phytophthora sojae, 4309 nucleotides. RefSeq lists its product as hypothetical. Lineage: Eukaryota; Oomycota; Peronosporomycetes; Peronosporales; Peronosporaceae. Gene Ontology annotation, biological process: mRNA 3'-end processing. Gene Ontology annotation, cellular component: RNA polymerase II, holoenzyme. The transcript has 7 exons. Gene Ontology annotation, molecular function: RNA polymerase II complex binding. The record is from RefSeq and is a predicted model, not a curated record. The coding region runs from base 1 to 4227 and encodes 1408 amino acids.
AUGUCGACUACGCAGACGGAUGGCGCGAGCUUCGAUGGAAGCCACCACAAAAAGCGCGCGCGUCCGCACUCGCCCGUCGCGCGCUCUCCUCGUCCUCGUCCUCGUCCUCAGCUCGUCCGGCCGCCGCCUCGCGGACUCGCCACGUCCUUCAUCAUGGGAGACGCGCGCAUCGUGUUGACGACGCUCAUCGACGAGAAGCUGCUGUCGCCCGGCCCCAAGAAGCUCUAUGUGUCGUACUACCGCAAGCGCGUGUACGCGGACCUGCUGCCCGACGGCUCCAUCCGCUUCAAGGACCAAGUCUACACGUCGCCCGUGCCCUGCGCGCUGCACAUGAAGCGCACGCUGAACCCCUCUCUGAAGACGGACGCGGGCUGGUCGUCCAUGUACUCGGCCGCCUCGGGGGAGAGCCUCAAGGACAUCAAGGACCGCCUCAACAUCCGCAAGCGCGGCACGAACGCGCGCUCCGCCCACAAGGAGAAGAAGGCGGCGCCAGCGCCAGUGCCCGCUCCGUCGCCUACCACUAAGGAGAGGAUGGCCCAGGCGGCUGCAGCUCAGGCCAAGCAAGAGGCGGCUCCGAAGUGCGUCAUCUGCAGGGAAGAGGCCACGGCGGAGGUGGCCAAUUGCAGCGCGUGCCACAGCCAGACGCACUUCAAGUGUGUGACUCCGCCGCUGCAGGCGGCUCCUCCUUCGCCCUGGUUCUGCGAUAAGUGCCUGACUGGCCAAGCCAACCGCAUCCUCGAGUUUCUCCAGCAAACACGUCGAGUGUUGGUGGAGAGGAUCGCAGAGCAGAAGAAAGCGAAGCAGGAAACAGAGGAGAAGCCUGAGCAGACGGAUACCAGUGCUGAGCACGAGGCGCCGACGGAGGAUAAGCAGAACGAAGCUGCUGAUGCACCGAAGGACGCGCAAAAAGACGAAGAAAUGCCUGCCGUCGCUGAUGAGGAAAAGGAUGAGGAAGUUGACAAGGAUGCGGAGACCGACAGCGCUGAAAAACCCGCAGACGUAGCAUCUACUGAAAACGAGGAUGGUGUCGACGGAUCUAAGGCCACGGUAGAAGUGUCCACAGAGGCAAAGGAUGCCACCCCAACCUCCACGGAAGCUCUGGAAGAAAAGGAGAUCAAGCAGGAGGCCCUUGACGCGAUUAGCACUAGCGUGGAGUCCAAGACCUCGGAGGUUGUUGUCGUAGUGGACGACGAAGACGAUUCAGCGGCGGAAACAGAAGUGGUCGCGGCCAAGCCUACUACAUCGACAAGCGCUGAAGAAAAGUUCUUGGUGCUGAUUGAUAGCCUAAUUGUCGAAGUUUCAUCGAAGGCGGAACGGGCCAACUUGAUUGCCAACAGCACCGGUGCGACUCUCGUACACUUGGAGAAAACGCAACUCGUGCAACUUGUGGAGUAUGGCAAGCGUGAAAUCUUGGCUGCUACUCGACCGGAGGCUGAAGAUGAUGAUGAUAAUGAUGAUGAUAAUGACCAAGGCGAAACGGAGGAUGACGAUAACAGUGUUGGUCGCUCUAACACGUCGGAAGUCGACGAUCUCAUUCGGAUCUUUGAUUUGCGCCAUCAAAUUCUGUCGUCACAGGCGCAGUUUGAACGUACCACGAGCGCUCUCGCCAAGCGGACGGAAAAGCAUUUACGCAACGCUGAAACGGAGCUCAUGGAUCUAGAGCAGGCGCGCACUGUGGAGGCUUCUGCAAUCAUGAAGGUGGUGGAUUUGAUCAACCAGUACUCAAGCGACUUGAACAAGUGUGAACAGAAGAUUCAUUUCGACGAGAUGCUUCUGGAGAGUAUCAGCCACCGGCGGAACUUUAUCCGCUCCACGAACAUUGUUGACCGCUUCGUACCGGCCUAUCGUUACAGCUCGAAGCUUAUGACUACCAGCAGUGACCAGCUUCUAUUGACUGUUCUGCUGGAUAAGCUCCGCGACAUCACAGGUUCUGUCAACGAGUGGACGAAGAUGGAAAACCACUUCGAAAAGAUGACGUCGAGUCUGAAGAAGUCGCUGGCUCUGAUUGGUACGAAGCGAAAGCGUACGGGUGUUUCUGUGAAGUUACCGCCGACCCCGGCAUUGUUUGCUAAGGUGAAGAUUCCGCCGUCCCGACGUCUCAUUGAACGCCAAAUCGCAAAUUACCAGGUGAAUCUUAAUGUGAUUCGUCAGAACCGCUCCCGUAUGCGGAAGACGCUGUCGGGUAUUCUGAAGAUCGCCCGGGAGGAGCAUUUGAGCGAAGAAAUUGUCAACAUGACAGACAUGUUGUAUCAAAAGUGCCGUGAUUUGAAAGCUGAAGAGGAAGAGAAGCAGCUGAAGCUCAAGGAAGAGGCAGCUGAAGCUGAAGCCAAGGCGAAGAAAGACGACGAUGAAGAUCAUGACGAGAACACUGAUGGUGGUGAAGCGAGUGCAGAGGAGCCGGAAGCGAAGAAGCCGCGUUUGGCCGGAGCGAGUUCUGCGUCUGACAAUAAGCCCGGCGUGGCUGCUACCGCCAAUCCUUCAUCAGCAAGCAAGGCGCCCACAUCUCAUGAAGCGAAAGGCAUCUCAUCGCUGCUAGGAAGUGAGGACUCGGAUGCCAAAGAGUCCAACUACAGCUCCGCUGAGAGCAAGUCGCGCGCAGAUAACGACGAUGACAGCGAAGGAGAUCUGGAGCAAGCAUCUCGCGCAAUUGCUGACAUUACCUCGUCAGUAUUGCCCGACAUCUCGGCAGGAGGUGAUCCACUGCUUAACUCACCGCCCAUGACGGCGAAGCCUGCAGCAGAGUCAUCGCAGGAACUGGCGCCGCAGGGCGUGUUUUCGAUUCGUGGGGGAAAGGGAGCAGACAAGAAGGAAUCGGCCCCGAAGGAGGCUGAGCAGCAAAAAGGCCAGGCGCCCAAGAGUGCCGGUCAAAGCGAGCAGUCAUUUCUUGACCAAGCGCUCGAAGUUCUGAACAAGCAGCAGCAACAGCAACAACGUCUUGAGCAGCAGCGUCUUGAACAACAGCGUCAGUUGGAGCAGCAGCAGAAGCAGUUGGAAGAACAGCAGCAGCAGCUGGAGAAGCAAAGGCGACUUGAGCAGCAGCGUCAGCUAGAGCAACAGCGUCUGGAACAGCAACGUCAGGAGCGUGAACGCCAGGAACGAGAGCGUCAAGACCGAGAGCGUCGAGAGCGGGAGCGCCUGGAGAAGCAGCAGCGACUUGAACGACAGCGUAUAGAGAAGCAACGCCAGGAACAAGAACGCCGCGAGCAGCAACGACGUGAGCAGCAACGACUAGAACAGGAGCGUCGUGAACAACAGCGUAUUGAACAACAACGCAUUGAGGAACAGCGCCGCAUGGAAGAGCAGCGCCGCAUUGAAGAGGAGCAGCGUCGUUUGGAGGAGCAGCGUCGUCUGGAGCAGCAGCGGCUUGAACAACAACGGCUUGAGCAACAACGACUUGAGCAGCAGCGUCUGGAGAAACAACGCCAAGAGCAGCAACGGUUAGAGCAGCAGCGGCUGGAGCAGCAACGCCUGGAGCAGCAGCGUCUGGAAAAACAGCGCCAGGAACAGCAGCGCCAAGAGCAGCAGCGACGACAGCAGGAACAGCAACGACUAGAGCUUCAGCGUCGGCAGCAAGAGCAGCAACGCCAAGAGCAGCAGCGCCAAGAGCAACAGCGCCAGUUCCAGCGCAACAAGGUGCCCAACCUCCCUCAGGUCGUGCAGCCGGGAUCAUCCCACCUACAGAUGCUAAACCAGCAACAGCAACAACUCCAGCAACAGCAGGCAGCGCUUCAACAGCAGCAGCACUCGCGUCAAAUGCAGCACCCUCUGUACGGCGACAUCCCCAAGGGAAUGCUCAUGUCUUCUGGAAUGGGCUCAAAUCAGCAGGAUAUCUACGCGCAGCAGGCCGCCCAAAUGGGCAUGGACAUGCACGACGUCGUGCGGCACCAGGACUCGGGCCACUUUGUUGGCAAUGCGUCGGGUGGUCUGCGCGGGGCUCCCUACGAAGUCUCGCGCAGCGAGCCCGCGCCGACAGCGCCGCGGACGAGUUUCUAUGGCGACGACGGCUCUCAAGACGUGUUUGGCUCCCAGGGCUUGCCCGGUCAGCAGCGGCAGCUCUCCGAACAUCACAUGUUCAAUGACUUGCAGCAGCAGCAACAACAACCAGGGCAGCCGCAGUCCCGAGGAAUGGUGAGCCAGGACUUUUUGAUGGGCCGUGGGUCAUACAGGCACCCCGGCAUGGACCAACCUGACGACAACGAUGUGAAUAUGGGCGACUGGGGGCAGUGAGCUAAGCUGCAGUAGACGGGAGCGCCACGAGCAUUGCCCGGAAUUGAUUGACAUACAUGUAAGAAGAUUUGUUGUCGUUGCA